Messenger RNA from Diachasmimorpha longicaudata, 1364 nucleotides. Its product is annotated as venom acid phosphatase Acph-1-like. The record is from RefSeq and is a predicted model, not a curated record. Gene Ontology annotation, molecular function: phosphatase activity. NCBI's taxonomy places the organism in Eukaryota, Metazoa, Arthropoda, Insecta, Hymenoptera, Braconidae. The transcript has 4 exons. The coding region runs from base 1 to 1146 and encodes 381 amino acids. Gene Ontology annotation, biological process: dephosphorylation.
AUGAAGUUCAACUACGUGUGGGCAAUAUUUUGUUUCAUCUUACAUUCAAAAUUUUGCAAUGCAGAACUUGAUUCCGUUCUAGUUCUAGUGCAUCAUACAGAGAGUAAUCCUGACUUGGAUAUUUAUAAAGAGUAUCCACAUUUGCGUCGGACUUUGCACAGCAAUUUGCCGGAGGGUGCCAAGCAGUUGACAAUCGAAGGAAAACAGCAUGCUCUAAGAUUAGGAGCAGUUUUAGGUUCAACCUAUAGCAGUUUAAUUCCUCAAAUAACGAAUUUGUCGUUACCGAUUAACUUGCCCGUAAGCACCCUUAAUUUGAUAGCAAUGAACGCUACGAAGGCAGUCCAAACCGCCAAACUAGUGGGACUAGGAUUACACAUGCAGGACCAGAAGCUCGUCGAUAAAUUCGUCAGCGGUGGCGUAGAUCUUACCAAAAUGCCUGAAAUCGGAGUGGAUGUCGGUGCAUCAGAGACAUUGUCAAAUAUGUUCUUCGAUGCUUGGCGUAACUGUCCAGGGUACAUGGCGUCUUUUAAAAAACUGGAGAACUCGGCAUUCAGUCGUCUUGACUUCUCGACUCCAGCUUACCAAAAAAUAGAUCGUUACGCAGGGACUGCCACGAAUUUGGCCCAAUAUAGAAAUCUGUGGACCUAUUUCCGUGAGAAGAUGAAUACCCGGUAUUUGCCAGAAGUGUGGACACAAGCCAUAUUUCCUGAAGGAGAUCUGAAACGACUUAUGCUUUUAAACUAUGGACUUCACACAUGGACUCCGGAGAUGAGAUCAUUGUUUGGAACAAGAAUGCUGUUAGAAACCAUAAUGCGUGAUCACCCAAUGUUCCAUCAUACAGAAAGGAUAGGAGUCUACGUGGGUGACGAUAUGCACAUAGUCGGACUUCUGAGUGCCCUAAAGGCUUACGAUGAAGAGCACAUUCCUCAGUACGGUAGUCAUGUCAUAUUGGAGUUGCACAAAAUUGACGGGAAGUCGUAUAUCCAGAUAAAGUACCACAAAAGCGCAUCUGUGACCGCUCCACCUGUUCUACUGGAACUGCCCGGUAAAUCUUCAUCAGGAGGGUUGUAUCCUAUAUCCGAAUUUAAGGACACUGUGGAAGAACUUUACCUCCCUCAAUUGAAGCGUUUCUGUAAUGAAGUUUAGGAAUAGGGAACAUUCCUAGAAGCCCGAGCAGAUCAAAAACUCGCGGCGUCGUCUUCAAUCCACUUUUCAAUGAAUCAGGCAAGAAUAAUAUGUGUUUAAUUCUCUUUGUUCAAUGUUUUUGUAAUACAAUUCAGAGAAAACGCUAAUCUGUUCUUUUGGAAGAACAGAAGGUCAUUUAUUUGAAAAUUUAUGGUAUUAAAUCUGACUUGUAUAAAUUA